CGCGCGCAUCAGAGCUCUCUCGUGCGAGAAAGCCACGCCGCAUCUCGUUCAUCGCCGUGCGUGAUGCUGAGCUUGUAUGCAUGUGGGUGUGUGUGUGUGAGUGUGUGAAGACGACGAACCGCUCAUCUCUGACCCGAACUGCUUUGCAUCUCGUGACAAAACCCAGGCAGCGAAGCCGGGAAUCGCGUGCAUCCGUGUGAUUAAUGCUGCUCUCGCGCACGGUUCGUAUCCUCCCACCGGCGUCGCGCACUGUUUACGCUGCCCACCGCGCUCGAGACUGUUCGCAUCGGAAGCCUUUAUUCGCGUGGAGUGCCAGCUCAGGCUGUAGCAAUGCCUCUUCUGGAUGAAAGCUCUCUACUCAGAGACUGCCCUCCAACUGUUCCAGUCAUAAUCAUCGGAAACGGCCCUUCGGGUAUCUGUUUAUCAUAUCUACUGAGCGGCUAUGCCCCUUACUUAGAUCCAGCAGCCGAGCAUCCUAAUCCCAUACUUUACCAAAAACUACAAAAGGCUAAGCAUCUGCCUAUUAUAGAGCAGGAUCUGGAAUAUCUGUGUGAGGGUUUAGAGGGUCGUUCAGGCAACCCAGUGGCAGUACUAUUCGAUACAUUACUUCACCCAAAUGCUGACUUGGGCUUCGAGAUUCCUUCAGUACUGCAGUGGAAGCUGGAGAAGCAGCACCACAUCCCCCAUCUGGUACUAGGCAAGGGCAAACCAGGAGGAGCCUGGCAUGCAAUGGAAGGAUCUAUUCUCACCAUUAGUCUGGGUAUUUGGAUGGAGCUGCCAGGGGUCAACUACAGGGACAUUACCCCUGAAAAAAGGAGGAAUGUGACCAAUGACCGGGCCACUCCAGACGAGCUCUCCUCCUACUAUAAGAAUUAUGUAAAGAUCAUGGGCCUCCAGAAGAACUUUGUAGACAACGCCUAUGUCACCUCGAUUCAAAAACUCCACCGUGGUCAUGUUAGCUUUGAAAAAGAAGAUAGGAUUGAAAAUGACACCAAAAACGGUCAGAGGAACAGAAUAGAAAAUCGGUUUGACCCCUGUAGUCAAAACAGAACAGAAAACAGUAACAGUGGAAGGGACAAGGAAUUGAAGGGUUUUAAAAAUGCAACAGAGAAUGAAAGAGGUAAAACAGGAGAGGAGGAUAGCAGGAAAAAGAAGGACAUGGAGGACAUUAGAGACAGCAGGAUUCCUCAGGGGUUUUCACAGGGACUAUGGGAGGUCAGGGGUUACCAGCAGCUUCAGGGUGACACCCAUAUUCCUUUUAGCCUUUUUGCUGAGAACGUUGUCUUAGCAACUGGGGCAUCUGACUUGCCAGCUCGCUUAGGUGUGGAAGGGGAAGAUUUUCCUUACGUGUUCCACAGCGUGCGUGAUCUUGGCAUAGCUAUCAACCACCAUGAGAACCUGGGCCCUGCUUCUGACCCAGUCCUGGUGGUUGGAGCAGGCCUUACUGCAGCUGAUGCUGUGCUGUGUGCCUACAACAACAGCAUUCCUGUGCUGCAUACAUUCCGUAAGCAAACUGAUGAUCCCAGUCUAAUCUUCAAACAACUACCGAAAACGAUAUACCCUGAGUAUCAUAAAGUCUAUCACAUGAUGUGUUCUCAGACCUACCUGGCAAGCCCCAUUGCCACCCCUGGUGCCAACCCUGCAGUUCAUAAUGCUUCCACAAAACUGCACCAAGACUAUACCAGCUUCCCUGAGCACUGCGUGCAUUCUUUUCAGCCUGACAUGCACUGCAUAUUAAAGGGAUCGAAUGGCAUUCUGAGAGCCUUCAAAGUGUCAAUGGUGCUGGUUCUUAUUGGAACCUAUCCUAGUCUGUCCUUUUUGAAGGAGCAUGGUCGGUACCUGGGUUUGGACCCCAGCAAGCCCAUCUCCUGUAGGCACAACCCAGUGGAUAUAAACCCAUACACAUUUGAAUGCAGUGCUGAGCCAGGCCUUUUUGCCAUGGGUCCCCUGGUUGGAGACAAUUUUGUGCGUUUCCUGAAGGGGGGUGCUCUGGGCAUUGCAAGCUGCCUGGCCAAGAGACUGAAGCAGAUGGAGAAGAAAGGGAAACUGAUUGCUGAUGAGGAUGAUAGUAGAGGAGGAGGGGGAUUUGUCUGAAGUCUAUGGAAUAAUUUGUAUAAAGGAAGUGCCAAAUUAUUUUUAAUAGUUACUGGAGUGAGUACAUAUAUUUUAAUUAUACAGCUUUCUUAACAUUUUUAAAGUAAGUAAAUUAUGCAUAUGACUGUAAGCUAUAGGAGAAUAUAAAAAAAGGACCCAUGACAGCUGUCUAACAAAAAGGGUAACACAGGUAUUUGGAAUAAUGUGCCAAAUUUUUAAGUUACUCAGGCUAAUGUUACAGGUUGUCAUGAUGUUGCACAUACUAUAAAUUAUGUUUUGUUUACUUGUUAUUACAUGCUUUAAGACACCAUUCACAGUUAAAGAUCCCCUAACUGCAACAAAACACAAAUGGUUUUUAGUCUCAUGCAAUCAUGAGCAGGCAGUCAGAUAUGAAGCUCAUGGGACAAAGAAAGGCCAUUAACAAGCUGCACUACAUGUUUACAGCAUUCAUUCACUCAUCAUUUUUAACUGCUUUACACUGGUUAGUGUUGCUGUGUUUUAAAUGACUCAUUUGUUUAUACAGUAUUUUGGGAAACAGAACCAAUUAAGUCCAUUCAAAAAUAUCACAAGCAGGUGCACAAACAAAAACAAUGAUCAGAAUUGUUCAAACUUUCUAUGAGAGAGGGAAUUUAGAAUUUAACAAACCUGUGAAUUAUGGAAUAAUCAGAGUUGGGUAUAACGUGUUACAAAGUAACAUAUUACUGUAUUCUAAUGACUUUUUCUGAUAACACAGUAAUGUAAUGCAUUACAUUUUAAAUGUAUGUAAUUUGAUUACAGUUACUGAUGUCAAUAGAAUUAUGAUACUUGCGUUACAAAUUUAUUGUUAAGAAAAAAAUAUUAAGUAAAUUGCAUUUUUAAAAUAAAAUCGCUCUCAAUU
Molecule: messenger RNA, 2971 nt
Organism: Ictalurus punctatus (channel catfish)
Lineage: Eukaryota; Metazoa; Chordata; Actinopteri; Siluriformes; Ictaluridae
Gene: osgin2
Product: oxidative stress induced growth inhibitor family member 2
Exons: 6
Coding region: 331-2094 (587 amino acids)
Source: RefSeq, a predicted model, not a curated record